AUGCUCUUCACCAAGCUCUCCGCCCUCACAGCCCUCCAGCUCCUCUCCCUCCCCGGUGCCCAAGCCCAAACCAACACCAACGCUUCCGCGCCCACCACGGUCCCAUCCUUCACCUGCAACCCCGGCUACCCCGUCUCCUCCGCCGAGCAGUCCAUAAUCUUUACAAACUUCCUCCGCAAGUUUUACAUCGAAAAGGACGUCUACCACGCGGGGAGGGAGCACAUCCUCCUCAACGCAAUCAACCACAACCCCAACGUCAACGGCGACCGCGACGCCAGCCUGGCCUGGGUUGCGCCCCUCAUCGCCGAGUGGAAUGUGACUAUCACCAACACCGGGUUCGCGGAUAACGUCGGGUGGAGCCAUGUGAAGGUGGAGGGACCCGGGAUGGGGCGGUAUAUUGUUGCUGUUGAUAUCUGGCGGUUCGAGGGCGGGUGUAUUGCUGAGCAUUGGGAUGCGUUGCAGGUUGCGCCGCCGGCAAAUAGGACGAACCCGUUGGAGUUGAUUUGA
This is a messenger RNA of Colletotrichum scovillei, 507 nucleotides long. RefSeq lists its product as uncharacterized. The coding region runs from base 1 to 507 and encodes 168 amino acids. The record is from RefSeq and is a predicted model, not a curated record. NCBI's taxonomy places the organism in Eukaryota, Fungi, Ascomycota, Sordariomycetes, Glomerellales, Glomerellaceae. The transcript has a single exon.